Hydractinia symbiolongicarpus is the source of this 1558-nucleotide messenger RNA. RefSeq lists its product as uncharacterized. The record is from RefSeq and is a predicted model, not a curated record. Lineage: Eukaryota; Metazoa; Cnidaria; Hydrozoa; Anthoathecata; Hydractiniidae. The coding region runs from base 285 to 1433 and encodes 382 amino acids. The transcript is spliced from 2 exons.
AUACGCUAUAUAACCAUAGGAGAUUAUUUUUGUUCCGCUACAGCAUUCGUUUGUAUUACUUAGCAGAACAUGGCUAACAGGCAACUGCGAAGUGAAGUUUUGAAACGCGCCCUGAAGGCAUGCAUCGUCCAACCGGUAAUAAGAAAAUAUCAGGUAGUAGCCGUUCGUGCGAUGUGGGGAAGUGAUGUUGAUGCCCGCGAGGUCAUUUGGGGCAAGAGAAUGCAGAUGGAGAACAUAUUGCUUAGCAACGAACAAGUAUCCUGUUUUUUUCUUGUAUUACCUAUAUGGCCAGACCUCGUAAGAGAAAGUCGAUGAGGAAUGAAGGGGAGGAAGAAGAAGGAGCCGACUCUAGCAGUGAAGGUGAUAACAGAAACGGCGCAAAUGCGCCUGAAACAUUUCCUGGCAUUUCUUUCUGGAUCGCGUGCGACUUGCCAAACUGUACCUUAAGUCAAUUUGAAACAAAUUUGUCGAAGUCUUUUAUGCAAGCCGGGUUGAAUUUAACAACGUGCAAUGCUAUACAGACAAGAGGUAAAUACUUGAACCUUUUAGUACUUGAAAUACUGUCAAUGUUUUUCGAAUAUUUUACGCCACAUUUGAUAUUUGUAGGCAAAACCAGUGCAUUGCAAGCAUUCUCAGGAUCGUUAUACCAAGUCUUGAAAGACCACAAUAGGGAAGAAGCAAAACGGAUAGUUGAGAUAUCCCAUCGCACAAUGAUUAGGAGUGCAGCUAGAGAUGAAGGUGUUCAACUUGACCACGUUGCUGUAAUGGAAAGCGAACAGUACUCGAUGAAACCCUGUCAGUUAAUUCUAACAAAAAAUAUUGAUAAAGAGGUAUAUCAAGAUGUAAUUCGUGGUUUAUCCGAAAUCAGAUUUACAUCGCUUGAUUUAAAAGUAAUUGAUAAAUCGGAAGGCACAGAAGUAACUAUUCCCGUUAAGCCAACUAACAAACUUUGUCAAUCCGUGGAUAUAGUUCGAAGGAUGAUGGAGAGGAAUAGCUUUGGACUGUGCAAUGGAGGUGUAUACAAAAAAAUAGGAGAAAGCAGAUACACAUACGUUUACUGUUGUUCGGUGAAAAGCUAUCUCUAUCGCUCGUUGAAAAACAAAGCAAUCGCCAACGAAAUUACGCCAAAUUUACGAGAGUUGGUAUUUUUGCUGUCGGACGGCGAGUGUCAAAUAAUUGAUCAAAUAACUCUGGAUUACAAUUACAUUGAAUGCUUGCCAAAUGGAGUUUGUUAUAACAUCGCCAAAAAAUGUUUCGAUGUCAAGCCAAAUUUAAAGGGAUCUCCCCGAGCAUUCGUACGGUACUUUCAUCGUGAGGGAAAAAAUCCCGAACCAAAGCCAUUUAUAGAAGGUAAUUGUUUUUACUUUUCUUUUAACGCGUUAAGAAAAUGUGUUUUUUUUCUUUUAACGCGUUGUAACAUAUCAAGGUGGUAGUUGUAACGUGUUGUAACGUAUUGUAACUUGUUGUAACGCAUUUUCAGUGAAAAAAAUGUUUUUUUUUAUCUUUUAACGCGUUGUAACAUAUCAAGGUGGUAGUUGUAACGUGUUGUAACGUAUUG